Messenger RNA from Arthroderma uncinatum, 678 nucleotides. RefSeq lists its product as uncharacterized. Bases 1 to 678 code for a protein of 225 amino acids. Gene Ontology annotation, cellular component: trans-Golgi network. The record is from RefSeq and is a predicted model, not a curated record. The transcript has 3 exons. Gene Ontology annotation, biological process: endoplasmic reticulum to Golgi vesicle-mediated transport. Lineage: Eukaryota; Fungi; Ascomycota; Eurotiomycetes; Onygenales; Arthrodermataceae.
AUGGCCAGUGGCAGUGGAGGACAUAGGACGGACAGUCCGUUCAUCAUAGACCAUGAUGAGGAUUCGGUCUUGGAUCAUGAGCUGGUCGAUGAUGCUAUCGAAGCUGAUGACCCGCUUGGUUCGACAACCGACCGUACACCAUUAACCGGAAACAUUGCAUCCUCCUCAGCACCCGGAGGAGCUUCAAGAGCCCCCGUGUCAAGUUCAUACCUCACCUCUUCCAUACCGGGAGAAGACCGCCGUGCGCCCCAAAAUACAAUCGACGAGUCUGUUUGGGAUACCCUCUCCCGGGACCUUUUGGCAGUAUGGGAGAAGAUGAGACAGGUGCUUUGGCCGCAAUAUCUGCUAGGCGGCAUGAUGAUGCGUGGAGGGGGCGGCAGCGGAGGCUCUGCAGAACGGGGUGAGGCAACCGGGUUUGGUAGUGAGAGCCUUGGUGCCCUACGCGGGCUCGUAGGGAGAUUGCCCGACGCAGAUGCCGUCUUGCAAGGUGGGAUGAGCGAAGGUCUUAGAAAUUGGGAUUUAUGGGGCCCGUUGAUAUUCUGUCUCCUGUUGAGUAUGUUCCUUGCAAUGGGCAAGGGUGACCAGUCUAGCCUAGUGUUCUCGGGCGUAUUCUGCAUUGUGUGGAUCGGUGAAGCCGUUGUCACUCUACAAAUUAAGCUGCUCGGCGGUAACAUGUAA